CAUGGUCAACGCCGCACGCAUCAGUGUCGCCGCCGCCGUGGCAGUGAGCCUCGCGCUCCUCUACGUGCACAAACGGCGUGCGCUCGACGCCGCGCACAAGAAGACACUGACGAAGCUUCGCUUUGACUUGACGCCGGCGGACAUUGCUGCCGAGACAAGCGCGAUCCUCGAGGCGUGGUGCGCUGUCGACGACGAAGUGGCGCUCGCCGAGUCGUGUACGUACGAAGAGACGGCGGCGCGGCUCGCACAAAUCGAGCUCGAGCUGUCGCCGCGCAUCAGCAGCGUGAGUUUCUUGCGCUACGUCGGCGCAACGCCCGCACUGCGUGACGCAGCGACCGCUGCCCACGAAGCCAUCACUGCAUAUGGCCUCCAGAGCAGCAUGCGCGCCGACGUCUACCGCGUCAUCAAGGCGCUCGCGGACAGCGCUGUGGGCGCGCGCCUGGAGGGCGAGAAGGGCCGGUUCGUCCAGCGCCUCGUCCGCGAUUUUGAGCGCAACGGUGUCCACCUCGACGCUUCGCUCCGGCAGCGCGUGCUGUGGCUUCAAAAGAAGAUUGCGUCGCUCGCGACUGCGUUUGCAAAUAACCUCUGCGACGAUGCCACGUCAGUGCUCUGUACCCGCGACGAGCUGCAUGGCGUCUCCCCCGAUGUGCUGGUGGCCAUGGCGACCGACAAGUACGGCUGCUUCAAGGUGACGAUGCACUCCCCGAUCGUGUUGCCUGUGCUGCAGACCUGCCACGUGGCGGCGACGCGGCAGCGUGUCGAAGCGGCGUUCAGUAGCCGCUGCCAAGCGACGAACGUCCCGAUCCUCGAAGAGAUGCUGCGUCUUCGCCGCGAGGCUGCGUCGCUCCUUGGCUUUUCAUCGCACGCGGCCUAUGUCGCCAGCAUUCGGAUGGCGCAGUCGCCAGCAACCAUCCUCUCCUUCCUGCACGGGCUCGACGCACAGCUCACACCACUCGCUGCGACCGAGCUCCAAUCGCUGCUGGCGCUCAAGCAGGCGACUGAGUCGACGACCGACGAAGCGUCCGGUGUCUUGGCCAUGUACGACUAUCGGUAUUAUCUGCAUUUGUACCAAAAGUUGCACUGCGCCGUCGACCACCAAGUGCUCCAAGAGUACUUUCCACUGAGCCACGUCACGCGCGUGCUUCUCGAGACUUGCGCGCAGCUUUUCGCCGUCACCUUUACCGAGGUGCCGUCGCCGCAUGUAUGGCAUCCCGACGUCCGCAUGUUUGCCGUGCAUGACGCGCGAGCCGGUCGCCGACAUGGCCACCUCAUGGGUUAUGUGUACCUUGACCUCUUCCCCCGGUCCGGCAAGUACGCGCAUGCUGCUUGCCACGGGCUCCAAGCAACCGGCCUCGACACGGAGCUCAAGCGACAGCUGCCAGUCGCGGCCAUGGUGGCCAACUUUACACCGCCGAGCGCGACCAAGCCCGCUUUGCUGCUGCACAGCGAGGUGGCGACGUUCUUUCACGAGUUUGGCCACGUCCUGCAUCACGUUUUCUCGGAAGUGCACAUCAAGCGUUUUGCGGGCACGGCCGUCGAGCGGGACGUUGUCGAAGCGCCGAGCCAGCUCCUCGGACAGUGGGCCUGGGAUGCCGACACGCUGCGCCGUCUCUCGUGUCACUACACGACGUCGCAGCCGCUCUCGGACGACCAAAUUGCAGCGCUUCUAGCGUCGCGCAACGCCUGCGCCGGUCUCCAGACCAAGCGCCAAGUGCUGUAUGCACUCUUUGACCAGACCGUGCAUGGCGACGACGCAUCGACGGAUGCCGACACGGAGAGCCUCCUCGAUACGCUGCACCGUACCGUGCACUUGGUCCCGAUGACCCGCGGCACAAACCUCGCGGCGUCGUUCGGUCACAUUGUCGGCAACUACGAUGCCCAGUACUAUGGCUACCUCUGGAGCGACGUCGUUGCAACCGAUAUGUUUGUCUCGCGGUUCCUGCACAAAGGUCUGCUGAACCAAGACACGGGCAUCGAGUACCGCGAGCGCAUCUUGGCGCGCGGCGGCAGCGCGGAUGCGGUCGACCUGAUCGCAAGCUUUCUCGGUCGGCCGCCCAACGACGCCGCAUUUUUGAACGCCAAAAAUGUCGCGUAAACAAAAGACAAUAUUGUACGACGUGCGCGACCGAGCAUGGUCGUCACCCAUGCAAUGACAUUUCGUUGCUCGUUGGCAUUGGCUCAUGGCCGCUUGCAAAUCCGCUGCUGCACCUUGUUGGUUGCCACUGGCUUUUGUGUAGUAGACACGUCAUAUGGGCA
Messenger RNA from Saprolegnia diclina VS20, 2256 nucleotides. RefSeq lists its product as hypothetical. Gene Ontology annotation, molecular function: metalloendopeptidase activity. The transcript is spliced from 6 exons. Gene Ontology annotation, biological process: peptide metabolic process; proteolysis. The record is from RefSeq and is a predicted model, not a curated record. NCBI's taxonomy places the organism in Eukaryota, Oomycota, Saprolegniomycetes, Saprolegniales, Saprolegniaceae. The annotation marks the transcript as partial.